CUACCAUAUCACGCCAGUAGAACCCUCCCAUGCAGUGGGGCCCAAUCAUUAUUAAAACCCUAAUUAGUAAACCAUACUCCAACCUCACCAUAUCAUCUCUCAACACAAGAACCCUUCUCCACAAAUUCAUAUCCAGAGACCCUAGAAUUCCCUCCUUACCUCGAAGCUCCGCCAUGAUCAACGGUCCCAAUCCACUGAUGGAUCUACCGUUCCUCUUCUUCAUCUUCCUCUCACUCUUCCACACCUACGUCAGAGCACAAGCAAACCAGCCCGACCUUUCAGAUCAGAACGCCGUUCCAUCAACCUACCGGCCUAGCGUUGCUGUAGUAAUCGGCAUCAUCGCCAUCAUGGUCUCCCUAACCUUCCUACUCUUCGUAUAUGCUAAAUUCUGCCACAUCUCGGCAUCAGACUUCUUCAAUCAUGGUGAAACAGACCAAAAUGGCCCAAAUCAGCUACGGUCACGAUUCUCCGGAAUUGAUAAGUCUGUCAUUGACCGACUCCCUUUCUUCCAGUUCUCUUCCCUUAAAGGAGCGAAAGAAGGCCUCGAGUGCGCUGUCUGUCUCUCCAAAUUCGAAGAAACUGACCUUCUCCGCCUCCUUCCAAAAUGCAAGCACGCAUUCCACAUCGACUGUAUCGGUCAGUGGCUCGAGAGCCACUCCAGCUGCCCGCUGUGUCGAUACAAGGUCGACGUCCAGGAUCUAAACACGAUAACAUACUCAAACAGCCUUCGAUUCCUGAGAGACCCAUCAGACCUACGCGAGCCUGAUCUGGAGCUCUUCGUAGAGAGAGAGCCUGAUAGCGAUGGUACCUCAUCCAGGUUCAGCAUCGGAGGCAGCUUCCGAAUCAUUGAUAAGGGCAAGAAGGAAGAGUUUCUAAUCCCAGAGAACGGUGAUGAGGACCCACAAUUCUUGCAUAAAUUCAAACACAAGAUCGUAGUAUCUGAUGUAGUCCUUAAAAACAGAUGGAGCGAUGUGAAUUCUUCUGAUCUGAUGGCGUUGAAUUCAGAAAUGCUUAAUGAUGCAUCCAGCAAGCGUUUCUCUUCAUUGGAUUCGACUAGCGACCAUUUCCUGAUUUUAGAAGAUGGGUCUUUCGUAAAUGAGAGGACAUCGAAGAUGAGAGAAGAGAUGGAUAAGAAGAGAUUGCUUGAGAGCAAGGUUAGUGGGAUUAAUAUAAAUCUUCCUUCCACUUCUACAUCAACCUCUUUGAUUCCAUCUGGGAAGCGUUCCAUGUCUGAGAUUACAAACAUCUCGAGGUUCAUGGACUUCGGUGCUAAAAAUAGGAUUAAAGAUCCUUCGACGGGAGGGAAUAAUGCAAAGGAGGAGAAGGUGAGGAAGCUUUGGUUGCCGAUUGCAAGGCGGACUGUUCAAUGGUUUGCGGGUAGGGAACAAAGAUCAGGAUCGAAAGAUGAAAAAGAGAUUUCCAAUGUGUGAUCCGAUUCUGCAAUUUCGGCCAGUAUUGUUGAAAGUUUGAAGACCUUGAUCGGCAAAUCCCAUUGCAAGUGAUGAUGAAGAACUAAAAAUACUCUAACAGAACAAUUUUCAUGUAAGGAUGUUUAAGUUGGACGGUAUAUUCCAAGAUGAGAAUCAUAUUACAUUUUAAUGUAAUAUUAUCAUGUAAUUCUUUCUUUUUUAUAUUUAAUAAAUUAUAUCAAUGCUUUUAUCA
Magnolia sinica is the source of this 1662-nucleotide messenger RNA. Its product is annotated as E3 ubiquitin-protein ligase ATL42-like. NCBI's taxonomy places the organism in Eukaryota, Viridiplantae, Streptophyta, Magnoliopsida, Magnoliales, Magnoliaceae. Bases 30 to 1430 code for a protein of 466 amino acids. The record is from RefSeq and is a predicted model, not a curated record. The transcript has a single exon.